AUAACAACGCUACCCUAGGACUUAUUACUAAUUCAAUUAUCAACUUGGCUUUGGUUCGAAAAGUUGCCUCGUUCGUAAUCGUUUUUAUCGCCUUAAGUAUUACCUUCGCCCUAUAGUACUGUACUUAAUUAUUUAACUUGAUUUUUUUUGGGCGUUUUUUUUAAAAAAUUCAAUUUCUAUUUUUAUCUAUUGUAAUUGUUAUUGGAUUGUAUCGUUGACUGAAUUCGCGUAGCCCAAAAUCAUAAAAUCAUCUCAUAAUGUACGCGUUUCAGCCAGAAGCGCAUCAUCAUUCGCCUCAUCAUCAUCACCAUCACCAUCACCACCACCAUCAUCAUGAGCAAGACGAAAAGAAUUCACCUAGAUCGCAAGAGAGUGACGAUGACGAUACUCAAGAUGUGGUUAUCGCGAAUGGAAUGCCUACGCUUCGUACUUCGUCACCGUCUUGUAGUCUCUCGACAGCAUGCGGUGGCGGAGUAACAAUGCCUCUGGUGCCACCUGAUCACAUGACCGAUGACAAUAUCGACUUACCUAGUUGCAUAUACGCGAAUCGAACGCUCGGUGGUACUGGCGUGCAUCAUCAUCAUCAUCACCAUCAUCAUCAUAUUCCCGGCGAGCACAUGACAGACGAUUGCAUCCACGACAAUAACAACGUGCUGCUGAACGAAGAUGGUUAUUUCAAUAAUGGUAAUUGCAGUCCUUAUCGCGUCCAGAGGCAAGCAGCCAAUAUUCGCGAACGUAAACGCAUGUUGAGGUCAGAAUCUCGAACGAGAAACAACUCUGAUAAACCGCCUAUCAAAAUCAGCAUCAACUCGGCAUUUGAUGAAUUAAGAGGCCAUGUUCCAACAUUUCCUUACGAAAAACGCCUCAGCAAAAUAGACACAUUAAGGUUAGCCAUAGCCUAUAUCGCUUUGCUCAGAGAGGUUUUAACAGCGGAUUGCGAUCCUUUGACGUACGUAGACAAAUGUCUCAGAGGCGAAAGAAUGGCCGAAAGAGCUGAAUGGAAUACCAGCGAUCUGACUGCGCGACUUUCGUGGAUCAAUUGGGAAAAUUUAGGCGUGAAUCCGAAUAGACGUAGCAUGCUAACAACUUUAGCAUUAGCUGACAACGGCAACAAUUGAAUAUUAUCUACCACGCUUUUCGUAUUGUAUUUUGUUACCUUUUAUAUUGAUUAAUAUUGUAGAUAUAAUUACUAUAGGGUAAAUGUGCCUAAGUUUGCGCACCUAAUUUUCAAACAGUCACUACUUUUUAUGAAAAGGAGCUAGAAUAUUGAAAUUUGUACAGAAGGUUCUUCAAACAUUUGGCUAUGAUUUGCGCCAGAAAUAAAAUUUUUAAUCGAUUUAGUUUUUGAUAUUUUGACCAAAAACUAAAAAAAGUCAAAUGCGCAAACUUAGGAAUAUGCCUUCCUAAGAUUGCGCAUUCACCUUCCCAAGAUUGUGCACCAGUGAAAAACAUAGAAAUUCGUCAAUAUUGUUUAAUUUAUGAUGAAAGCAAACAAAAUGUCUCACACGAACGUGCAUUUGAAACUUCUGAGUGAACCACACUGGAAAUGCGCUCAUAUCUGGAAUUUCCAGCAUUACACCCAUUUCUCCCUAGCUUUUGACAAGGAGUAAACUCGAUAUACGUAAUAUAAGGUGUCAUUUCAUUCAAAUGAAUUGAAUUCUUAAUGAAAAUUUCAAAAAGUAUCAUUAUUAGUCUAGAAAAGUAGCAAAAAAUAAAAAUCGCAAUCUUAGGCACAGGGGUGUUUUUUUAAAAAUUGAAAAAUUGAAACCUAAUUAAAGCAGAAAACACUUGAAAUAUGUGCUUGUUAUAAUCCCCAGACAAUGACGAAUCUAAAAAUAGCUUAUUUAGAUUUCUACUGCCAUUUCCAUAAAAAUUGUCGCGUGCCAUUUUUAUUGGAAAAAUUAUAAAAAAUUUUGAAAAAAAAGUUUUUUGCUCGUCAGUUGGCAACACUUGGUGCUACCAUCACCAAAAAUCGUUAGGUAUUGUCAUUUUGAUUUUUCUUUCAAGUAAAGGUGGUAUCAAAUGUUGUAACUCUCACUGGUUCUGAGAAAUCGUCACUGCGCAAUCUUAGGAAGCGCGCAAACUUAGGCACAUUUACCCUACUCAUUAACUGAUAAAUUAAGUUAUUCAUCUAUACCUGCUCUUUUUAACAUUUACCUACUCGAGUCAGUAAAUUGUACUUAUACCCCUAUAUUUUAGUACAUUUUGGCAAAAUUUGAAAAUAUUUAGGCAUACACGAGUGUAGGUAGGUAUACCUAAUGUGUAUAGUAAUAACGUGCCCAAAUAUGGCCACCUUGGUUUUUUUUUAGAUAAAUGCAACCUGGCAAGCCAUCGUUCAAUAUAUAUCACACUAUUGAUGGCAACAAAAUCAUAUCAAUCAAAUGUUGAGAGAAUUUCACAUCCUUUGAGCGCGAUAUUUUUGAAAAAUUGAUCAAAUUUUCAAAAGAGAUUUUUUCUCACUUCCAUUUUCAAAUUAAAAAAAAAAUCGGGUGGUGAAAUGUCCCUGUCCUGGAAUUUUUGAAAUUUUGGUGGCUACCUACCUUUUAUAAAAAUGUUGGAGCCAAAUAAAGUACCCCUCAACCCCCCCUCAUCACCCUCAAAACCGUUUCCAUUCAAUUCAAUGGGUCGAAAAUAGGGUACAUACCAAAUUCUAGCUUUGUAGGUUAAUUGAAUGAAAUUUUCGAUUUUUUUAAAUUCAUUUUCGUCUCAAAUUUGAUUUUUAAAAAUUUACUAGGAGUCGAAAGGAGGCCACUUUGGAGUAGGUGCCUCGUGGCCACAUUUGGGCAUUUUAUCUUACCUCAGUAUGGGUAUUUCUCACCACCGAAUACACCUUUCUCCUGCUCGUUACCAAUUCGAUACCUUUCUUGUAGAUUAAUAAUACUAUGGUAGGUACCUGUAUGUUUAUAUUUUAUUGAUGUAGAAUUGAAAAGUUAUAACGUGAAAAUUUUCAUUCAAAUAUGUACUAAAGAUGAGUAUGUAAAUCCUGCAUCCGCUCAUUAGGUAUGUAAGUUAAUUCCUUUACAGCGUUGACAAUGUAAAAUAAUGUAAAAUAUAAGCUUUCUCAGUCAGUUUCUUAUCAUCUGAAACUAAAUCCUUCGUCUUCUUCAAAACUUGUAUGUAGAUUGUACAUAAGUAGGUAUCCAUACUUACCAAUGCGUUUAUCAGUACCUAAGUAGAUCAAUAAUUGUUAACAGACCAUCUCGAGACAGUUUGCGUUUAUAUUCACUUAUACCUAUCACCUGAAUUGUAUUGUAAUAAAUAAACAAAAGUGUCGUAAUGAUAUUUGUACAAAUAAUAAAUAUUGUUGAAUUUGUGAAUAAAUAA
Messenger RNA from Planococcus citri (citrus mealybug), 3324 nucleotides. RefSeq names its product hybrid signal transduction histidine kinase M-like. NCBI's taxonomy places the organism in Eukaryota, Metazoa, Arthropoda, Insecta, Hemiptera, Pseudococcidae. The record is from RefSeq and is a predicted model, not a curated record. The transcript has 5 exons. The coding region runs from base 258 to 1118 and encodes 286 amino acids. Gene Ontology annotation, molecular function: protein dimerization activity; DNA-binding transcription factor activity, RNA polymerase II-specific; RNA polymerase II transcription regulatory region sequence-specific DNA binding. Gene Ontology annotation, biological process: developmental process; regulation of transcription by RNA polymerase II.